AUGCCUCAGCCGCUGCCGUCAAAGGAGGCGUCCCUCUUCCGGACCCUCGUGCGCAACUACGACGACAAGCAGUACAAGCGUGGAAUUAAGAAUGCCGACAUUAUCCUCAAGAAGCACCCCAAGCAUGGCGACACGCAGGCCAUGAAGGCCCUCAUCCUCAACUCCCAGGGCAAGACGGACGAGGCCUUUGCGCUCGGCAAGGUCGCCCUCAUGGCCGACAUGAAGUCUCACAUUUGCUGGCACGUCUACGGCCUGCUGUGGAGGGCCGUCCGCAAGUACGACGAGGCCAUCAAGGCGUACAAGCAGGCUCUCGCCAUCGACCCCGACUCGGCCCAGAUCCUGCGCGACCUCGCCCUGCUGCAGAUGCAGACACGCGACUACCCGGGCUACGUCCAGAGCCGCAUCACCAUGCUGCAGGCCAAGUCCCAGCUGAUCCAGAACUGGACCGCGCUGGCCGUGGCCCACCACCUCAACGGCGACCUGCCCGCCGCCGAAAAGGUCAUCAACAUGUACGAGAGCACCCUCAAGACGACGCCGUCGAGCCGCGACAUUGAGCACUCCGAGGUCGUCAUGUACAAGAACAGGCUCAUCGCCGAGCAGGGCGAGUACGAGCGCGCCCUCGAGCACCUUCAGACGGCCGCCAAGUCGAGCCUCGACAGGCUCGCCGUCAUGGAGAAGCGAGCCGAGUACCUCGCGAGGCUCGACAAGAGGGACGACGCCGCCGACGCCUACCGGGCCCUCAUCAACCGCAACCCCGACCACACCGAGUACUACGCCAAGCUGGAGGAGGCCCUGGCUCUCGACUCGACCGAGGCGAGGAAGCAGAUCUACGACGACUUUGCCGCCAAGCACCCGCGCUCCGACGCGCCCCGCCGCCUGCCGCUCAACUUUCUGACCGGCGACGACUUCAAGACGGCCGCCAAGGCGUACCUGACGUCGGCACUCAACAAGGGCGUGCCGUCGACCUUUGCCAACCUGAAGCACCUCUACUCGGACGCGUCCAAGAAGGAGACGCUCGCCGCCCUCGUGCACGACUACAUCAAGUCGGACGCCGACAGGCCCGCCAACGGCGACGCCACCAAGGGCGAGGCCGCCGCCCUGUACUACCUGGCGCAGCACUACAACUACCACCUCAGCCGCGACCUGGCCAAGGCCAUGGAGUACGUCGACCUGGCGAUCGAGAAGGUCCCCAAGAGCCUCGAAUUCCACAUGACCAAGGCGAGGAUAUGGAAGCACAAGGGCAACCUGGAAAAGGCGUCCGAGUGGAUGAACCACGCGCGGUCCCUCGACACGCGCGACCGGUACAUCUGCACCAAGGCCGCCAAGUACCAGCUGCGGAACAACAAGAACGACGAGGCCAUCAAGACCAUGGGCCUCUUCACGCGGGCCGAGACGGUCGGCGGCCCCUUUAUGGACCUCAUCGACAUGCAGGCCGUGUGGUACAUCACCGAGGACGGCGAGGCGUUUGCUCGCUCGGGCGACGAGGGCAGCGCGCUGAGACGGUUCGAGCUCGUGCAGACCAUCUUCGACACGUGGGUCGAGGACCAGUUUGACUUCCACGCCUUUUCCCUGCGCAAGGGGUUCAUCCGUGCCUACGUCGACAUGCUGAGCUGGGAGGACCGCAUCCGCGAGCACCCCUUUUACUCGCGCGCCGCGCUGGACGCCGUCGCCAUCUACCUCAAGCGACACGACCGCGCCGCCGCCGCCGCGGCCAACGGGGAUGUCAACGGCGCCGAUGCCGCGGAGCGUAAAAAGGCCGCCAAGAAGGCCAUCAAGGAGAAGCAGAAGCAGGAGCGCGAGGCGGCCGAGCGCGCGGCCAAGAAGGACCCCAACAAGGGCAGCAGCGCCAAGGAGGGCGCGACCAGGGAGCUCGAGGACCCCUCGGGCCUCAAGCUGCUCGACGCCGAGCCCCUGGCUGCCGCCAUGAAAUACGUCGCCCACCUGUUGCAGUUCAGCCCCAAGAGCAUCGACGCGCAGCUGGCCGGCUUUGACGUGUACCUUCGUCGGAAGAAGUACGUGCUCGCGCUGCGCAGUCUCAACGCCGCCCUGUCGCUCGACGCGUCGCACCCCAAGGUGCACGAGCGCCUCGUCGAGUUCAAGCACACGAUCGACCCCGUCAUCGACUCGCUGUCGCCCAAGGUCAAGGAGGUCAUGGCGUCCGAGUUCAAGUCGCCGGCGUCGGACGUGUCGCAGUACAACGACGAGUUCCUCCGCAGCAAUAAGUCGAGCCCCGCCCACGUCAUCGCGGCCAUCAAGUCGCGCAGGGUGCUGGGCGCCGAACCGGCCGCGGUCGAAAAGGACCUCGCGGCGACGGUCGACCUCGAGGGCCUGACGUUUGAGCAGGCCGGCGAGGUGCUCGAGCAGCUGCGGUUCUGGCGGAGCGGCGAGGCCGACAAGUUCCGGGCGGGCGCGCAGAGCCGAUGGCCCGAGGUGACGCUGUUCGCUUAG
Messenger RNA from Verticillium dahliae VdLs.17, 2448 nucleotides. Its product is annotated as N-terminal acetyltransferase A complex subunit nat1. The record is from RefSeq and is a predicted model, not a curated record. The transcript has 2 exons. Bases 1 to 2448 code for a protein of 815 amino acids. Gene Ontology annotation, molecular function: protein binding; protein-N-terminal amino-acid acetyltransferase activity. NCBI's taxonomy places the organism in Eukaryota, Fungi, Ascomycota, Sordariomycetes, Glomerellales, Plectosphaerellaceae. Gene Ontology annotation, cellular component: cytoplasm; NatA complex. Gene Ontology annotation, biological process: N-terminal peptidyl-methionine acetylation.